AUGGCUCAGGCAAAGAAGAGUGGUUCUGCCAUCAAGGAGGUAGAGACCAGAAGAUACAGCCUUGACAUUCACCAGCUCAUCCACGAAGUGGGUUUCAAGAAGUGGGGCCCUCAGGCACUCAGGGAGAUCUGGAAAUUUGCCAUGAAGGAGAUGGGAACUCCAGAUGUGCACUUUCACACCAGGCUCAACAAAGCUGUCUGGGCCAAAGGAAUAGGAAUGUCCCAUACUGUUUCCAUGUGUGGUUGUCCAGAAAGCGUAAGGAGGAUGAAGAUUCACCAAACAAGCAAGCUCUAUACGUUGGUAAUCUACGUACCUAUUACCGCUGUCAAAUAUCUACAGCCAAUGUGGAUGAGGACUAACAGCUGA
Molecule: messenger RNA, 366 nt
Organism: Mesoplodon densirostris (Blainville's beaked whale)
Lineage: Eukaryota; Metazoa; Chordata; Mammalia; Artiodactyla; Ziphiidae
Product: large ribosomal subunit protein eL31-like
Exons: 1
Coding region: 1-366 (121 amino acids)
Biological process (GO): cytoplasmic translation
Cellular component (GO): cytosolic large ribosomal subunit; ribosome
Molecular function (GO): structural constituent of ribosome
Source: RefSeq, a predicted model, not a curated record